CCUCACAGACCCACACAGCCAGAGCCAAACAUACACAAACAUGGCGAUAUCACAGGCGGAGAAGAUGCAGUCCUGUCUUCGCAUAUGUUUAUUAGUCCUGCCGGUUAUUGGCUUAAAUGCAUCGACGCUUCAUCUUCACUCUGAGCAGCGCUACAUGCUACCACAGAACAGAGGAAUUCACACCAUAAACGCAGAUGUGGAUUUAGCGGACGGUGAUGGAGGAGGCGCCGCGGCUCCAGCGCUGCGCCUGGCCGCUCGAGGUGUCACCAAAGGCGGCUCAGAUUCGGGUGAUUUACCGCAGCAUCGAACUCGCAGGAGUAUCGGAGACUCGGCCAUGCCCAAGGUGUACGGCCAGGCCAAUCUCAAUGACUCCCAUAACCAGAUGGUUGUCCACUGGGCCGGAGAGAAGAGCAAUGUGAUCGUAGCCUUGGCUCGAGACAGCGCUGGAGCCACGGGUCCCAAAACCAGCUCGGUUUACGUUUCCUAUGACUAUGGGACAAAUUUCGCACUGGUGUCCGAGAAGUUUCAGCUGACAGGGGCCAAAGCUAAAGAUGGAAACAAGCAGGUCAUCUCGCAGUUUUACCACAGCCCUGCGGACAAUAGGAGGUAUCUUUUUGUGGACUCUACCAACAACUUCUUGUGGAACACAUUUGACUUUUGUAAGACUGUCCAGGGCUUCUCUCUGCCCUUCAAACCUAUCGAUCUGCUGCUGCACAACCGCAAGUCCAACCUGGUUCUUGGAUACGACAGCUCCCACCCAAACAAACAGCUCUGGAAAUCAGAUGACUUUGGGGAGACUUGGGUGUUGAUACAGGAGCAUGUAAAGACCUACUUUUGGGGUGUGGAGCCCUAUGACCCUCCCACCACUGUCCUGGUCCAGAGGCACGAGCCCCAGGGCAUCUCCACCGUCCUCAGCAGCACCGACUUCUUCCAGAGUGAACAAAACCGCAGAGUCAUCCUGGAGCAGGUGGACAGUUUCCAGCUCCGAGACAAAUACAUGUUUGCCACCACCACACGGAAGCUGUUUGGCAGCCAUGAGCCCUCCUCUGUCCAGCUCUGGGUUUCUUACAACAGGCAGCCCAUGAAAGCAGCACGGUUUAUGACCCGUCAUCCAAUCACUGAGUACUACAUUGCUGACGCAUCCGAGGACCAAGUUUUUGUGUGUGUGAAUCAUGUCAACAACGUCACGCACCUGUACAUCUCUGAUACUCAGGGCCUCUCCUUCUCACUGUCACUGGAAAAUGUCCUAUACUACAGCCCUGAGGGCUCAGGCAGCAACACACUCAUCAAGUACUUUGCAAAUGAGCCAUUUGCUGAUUUGCACCGUGUGGAGGGUCUGCGGGGAGUGUUCAUCGCUACACUCAUAAACGGCUCUGUCAGUGAGGACAAUAUGAGGUCUGUCAUCACCUUUGACAAAGGAGGGACUUGGGAGCUGCUCCAGCCACCUUCAGCCGACAGCUUAGGAGGCACCGUGGACUGCCAGCUGAAUAAAGGGUGCUCGCUGCACUUGGCCCAGCGCUGGAGUCAGUUGCUCAACAUCCAACUCAGGAGAAUGCCCAUCCUGUCGAAAGACUCUGCCCCUGGCCUCAUCAUGGCCACAGGAUCUGUCGGUAAAAACCUGGCUAACAAGCCCAAUGUUUAUGUGUCCAGCAGUGCCGGAGCCCGUUGGAAAGAGGCUCUUGCUGGCCCUCACUUCUACACCUGGGGAGACCAUGGAGGGAUUUUGAUGGCCAUUCCACAAGGAGGCUCCACCACAAAUCUAAAGUUCAGCACAAAUGAAGGGGAGACUUGGACUGACUUUAAGUUCUCAGACAGAGAAGUUUAUGUUUACCAGCUGCUGACUGAACCUGGGGAGAAAAGCACCAUCUUCACCAUCUUUGGCUCCUAUGCCGACCAGAGGCACAGCUGGCUUAUCCUGCAGGUCAACGCCUCCAACGUGCUGGGUGUCCCGUGUUCAGAGGCAGACUACAAGCGCUGGUCUCCAUCAGAUGAGCAUGGAAAUGAGUGUUUGUUGGGCAGAGAGAUCACAUUCAAGAGGAGGGCUCCACAUGCCACAUGCUUCAACGGAGAAGACUUUGACCGGCCUGUCACUAUUUCCAACUGCUCCUGCACCAGACAAGACUACGAAUGCGACUACGGUUUCAAACUGAGUGAGGACCUGUCUCUCCAGGUGUGUGUACCUGAUCCCGAGUUUUCAGGUGACCUCUACGCUCCCCCCGUCCCCUGUCCUGUCGGCACCACUUACCGCCGCAGCAAAGGGUACAGAAAAGUGCCUGGUGAUAGUUGCAGUGGAGGAGAUGUUGAGGCCAGACUUGAUGGGGAAAUGCUGCCGUGUCCUGUAGGAGAGAGUAAUGAGUUCAUCCUGUACGCUGUGAGGAACUCCAUUCACCGCUAUGACCUGGCCACAGGCAGUGACCAGCCACUGCCACUGUCUGGUCUGAGGGAAGCUGUGGCUCUGGACUUUGACUAUGACCGGAACUGCCUCUACUGGGCCGACAUCUCACUGGACACUAUACAGCGUUUGUGUCUGAACGGCAGCACAGGUCAGGAGGUGGUUGUGAGAAAAGACCUACAGAACGUGGAGGCCCUAACUUUUGACCCCGUCAGUCGGCUUCUGUACUGGGUGGAUGCUGGUGCACAAAAGAUUGAGGUUUCUAAUCCCGAUGGCGACAUGAGGCACACUCUGUUGAACUCCUCCAUCUUGGAACACCCCCGAGCUCUGGUACUGCUUCCUGGAGAAAGUCUGAUGUUCUGGACGGACUGGGGAGAACGUGCCGCUGGUGUGUACCGCAGUUUUAUGGACGGUACCAACGUGUCGUGUAUUGUGUCCGAGGGCGUGCGCUGGCCCAACGGCAUCACUGCAGACGACAAUUGGCUCUACUGGACUGAAGCCUACAGCGACCGCAUCGAGAGGGCUGACUUCAAUGGGGGGCAAAGAAGUGUCCUUAUGGAGGGGCUGCCACAUCCGUAUGCUAUAGCAGUCUUCAAAAAUGAUCUUUACUGGGAUGACUGGUCCAGAAUGGGGAUCUUUAAGGCUCCAAAAGGGGGGUCCCAGGGAAAUGAGCUGAUCGUCGGGAGGCUCACUGGAGUAAUGGACCUCAAGAUAUUUUAUAAAGGAAAACACAGAGGCCAUAACGCAUGUGCAGAUCAGCCCUGUAGUCUGUUGUGCCUGCCUCAGCCUGGCCAUCGUCACACGUGUGUUUGCCCUGACGGAGCGCCGACCAUCACUUUACCCAGUGGAGAGCUGCAGUGCCAAUGUCCCAAGGGCUACCAGCUCCACAACAACACCUGUGUCAAGACUGAGCAAAGUUGUUUACCAAACCAGUACCGCUGCUCCAAUGGCCGCUGCAUCAACAGCAUCUGGAAGUGUGACAGUGACAAUGACUGUGGAGACAUGAGCGACGAAAAAGAAUGUCCUACCACCACCUGUGACCCAUCAAACCAGUUUCGCUGUGUAGCCUCAGGCUCCUGUAUUCCUUUGGCCUUUAAGUGUGAUCAUGAAGAUGACUGUGGAGACAACAGUGAUGAGGAGCGCUGUGAGUCACACCAGUGUGGUCCGGGGGAGUUCACUUGUGCCAGAGGAGUGUGUAUCCGAGAGGCCUGGAGAUGUGAUGGAGACAAUGACUGCAGAGACUGGUCUGAUGAAGCCAACUGCACUGUGGGCCACCAUACUUGCGAGGCCAGCAGUUUCCAGUGUCAUACAGGACACUGCAUCCCACAGAGAUGGAAGUGUGAUGGGGACGAUGACUGUCAGGAUGGUUCAGACGAAGACCCUGAGCACUGCGAGGGAACAAAAUGUAAAGGCUUCCUCUGCUCCAAUGACACCUGCCUCCCAGCAACCGCCCACUGUAACGGCAUCCAGGAGUGUUCAGAUGGAGCAGACGAGCAAAACUGUGAUCCACUAUGCACUCGCUACAUGGAGUUUGUGUGUCGGAACAGAGCGCAGUGCCUGUUUCAGUCUCUGGUCUGUGAUGGGAUUAAACACUGUGAGGACGGAUCUGAUGAGGACUCUGAGUACGCUGGCUGUGCCACACCAACAGAGUUCGGUAAAGUGUGCGACGCCUACACUUUCCAAUGUGGCAACGGGGUCUGUGUGAGCUUGGAGUGGAAGUGUGAUGGCAUGGAUGACUGUGGGGACUACUCUGAUGAAGCCAAUUGUGCUGCUCCCACUGAAAUACCAGGAUGUUCCAGGUAUUUCCAGUAUGAGUGUAAAAAUGGCCGCUGUAUCCCGACGUGGUGGAAGUGCGAUGGGGAGAACGACUGUGGUGACUGGUCUGAUGAAGCUCAGUGCACUGGGGGUGUAACUCCGCAUACUGUUUCCCCUGGACCCACCACCUGUGCCCCCAACCGCUUCCACUGUGGCUCUGGAGCUUGCAUCAUCAACACUUGGGUUUGUGAUGGCUACGCUGACUGUCCUGAUGGUAGUGAUGAGCUUGGCUGCCCCACAGUGAACAGCUCUGUGACUGUGGCUCCAGUGCCCACCCUGACCCCUCUCCAUCCUCCGUUUCCGGGACGAUGUAUGCGGGGGCAGUUCCUCUGUCACCGACCUCCAAACUGCAUCCCAGACUGGCAGCGCUGUGAUGGACAGGACAACUGUCAGGAUGGCUCUGAUGAAGCACACUGCCCUACACGAGGGCCACUGUUCUGUGUGAAUGGGACUCGUUGUGCCAACGGAGAGGCCUGUGUUUUGGAUGGUGAGUGGUGCGAUGGUUUCCUAGACUGCUCUGAUCACAGUGACGAGGACAACUGCACCCUUGAGAAUCAAGCAUUCAAAGUUCAGAACCUUCAGUGGACUCCUGACUUCCUUGGUGCAAUCACUUUGACCUGGUCCCGGCCAAAAAACUUACCACUAGAUUCUUGCAACUUCCUCAUCUCAUACAGGCUGGUUGAUGCCCAGCAGUGGACAAUAAUGGACACUCAGAGCAACAAAACCAGCUACAAACUGACAGUGCUGCAGCCAGACUCCACGUAUCAAGUGAAGGUCCUUACUCAGUGCCUCAGCAAACAGCACAAGACCAAUGAGGUCAUCACUGUCAGGACGCCAGAGGGCUUGCCAGACCCACCCAGGAACCUGCAGCUGUCCUGUGGGAACAGAGAGGACGGGACAGUGGAAGUGUCCUGGAGUCCCCCGGACAAAUCCCACGGCCUCAUCAGAGAGUACCUUGUUGAAUACAGUGAGAGAAAUGGUCAGGACUGGACUUCACAGAGGUGUAUGACCACCAGCACAGAAGUGAAGGGUCUGCGGUCUGACACUAUGUAUAAGUUCAGGGUGGCUGCAGUGACCAGUCGAGGAUUAGGAAACUGGACUGAAGUGAAAUCUAUCACUCCCCAAAAAGCUCUUCCUCCACCUUCAGUGAUCGCUGACACCAUUACAGAUAAUUCCAUAAGCUUUUCCUUCAGCUUUAGCUCUCAGUAUGAGAAGGCAAAGCACUACAUGGUGGUUUUGUCCUGGCAAUUUGACAGCCAUAUGAAGGAGAGUAAAAACUACACAGUACGAGAGAGGAUAUUCAAAGUUAUGAACCUGACUGCAGGGACUGUGUAUGAGGUGGCAGUUUGGGCCCACACCAGUAUCGGGGACAGUCCCUCGGCUCUGUCUCAUCACCAGACCACUGGCACUCAACCUGAGAGGCCACUGCUCAAAACACGUGCUCUCAACCAAACUGCAGUGGACUGUAGCUGGACCAUCAGCACUCAGCCUGCUCAGGUAGUGUAUGGUGUGUUUUAUGCCACUUCCUUUCUGGACCUUUACCGCAGUCCUCGUCUGGUCCACACUUCAUCUCUGAGCCUCACGGUGACUGUCGACAGUGAUGAGCAGUACCUCUUCCUGGUGCGUGUGGUGUCUCCAUACUUGGGCCCUCCAUCGGACUUUGGUGUGGUCAAAAUGAUCCCCAACGAGCGCCUUCCACCCAGAAACCUUCACCGAGUCCGAGUGGACAAGACUCAGGCUACACUGAAAUGGCAGCCUCCUUAUGAUGCCCCCAAUGCAGCUCUGACAUAUGCGAUCCAUGUGCGGGACGUGAUCCGAAAGGAGGAGCGCGACUACAAACUCACAUCCAAAAACAACACAGUGGAGUAUGUGCUGAAGGGUCUGGAGCCUGGAGGUCGCUACAGUGUUUCAGUCCGACUCCGAAAUAUGAGCAAAGAGGCCAGCUUCACUCUCAGCACAGUGCCUCUCCCAGCUCCAGAGGCCUUGAAGAUUCUGACAGAGAAAGACCAUGUGUUCCUCUUCUGGAAAAGUCUGGCAGUCAGGGAAAAAGGCUUUAAUGAGAGCAGGGGAUAUGAGGUACAUGUUUACGACAGUGUGACCAAUAAAACCUCUUUCCUGGGAAACACCACAGAGACGUACUUCAGGAUCAGCAGCCUCCUCCUGGGGCACAACUACACAUUCUCCGUCCAGGCGCGGUGCCUCGUGAGCGGGCAGCUGUGUGGAGAGCCCGCCCGGCUCCUCUACAAUGAGCUUGCUACAGGAGCCAAUGAUGCAUCUCAUGGGGGUGGAGCUGCUUCAAGUGGUGACAUGGCAGCUGUAGUUGUCCCUGUGUUGUUUCUUCUUCUUUUGGUUGUCUGUGGAGGACUCGUAGCUCUGUACUUCAGACAUCGCCGUCUACAAAACAGCUUCACCGCCUUCGCAAACUCACAUUACAACUCACGCUUAGGCUCUGCUAUCUUUUCCUCUGGGGAUGAACUGGACAUUUCCAUUCUUUCAGGUGAUGAUGAUGAAGACGCUCCAAUGAUCAGCGGUUUCUCAGAUGAUGUUCCCAUGGUGAUCGCGUAGCAGGAAGUGGCCUGUUUGACCCCUCCUCUUUACUCCUGUAACUGUCCUGGUGCAGCUGGAGAAGAGAGGACAGAGGAGAGGCUGCAACACCUCCCAAUGGGAAACCGUCCAGUUUGGAGUGAGAGAUGUGGAAGAGAGUUAAGAGAAUAUGAUAUUUUUCAACAUUGCACUUUUUUGAUCCGCAAUAACUUAUUUUUUAUAUGAAAUAAAUAUAUAUGGGGGAAAAGGACUAAGAAGAGCUUUUGACAACUGUGAAGGACUUGAGUUUGUUGAGCGUUCCUGGAAGGAGACACAAUUAUUGAUGCAAACUCAUUUUCCAUGGGAGCGGUACACGCUUAAAGCCAAAAUAAGCAGAGACUGAAUAGAAUGAAACAGGUACACACAGAAUAUAAAGAUGCUGUAUACGUUAUUUAAAAAAAAAUACAAUAUUGAAAGAGUUGAUGCGUAGUACUGUAUGUGCUAUAGCAGGAUAUGUUACUUUGGUGGUCCCAUCUGAAUGAAUAAUGAAACAUAUCGUCAUUUACAAGAUGUUAUCCGCAGUUCAUUUCAAAUGUUUGACUAAUUAUGGCUUGAGUUUAGUUAUGUCUUCAUAUAUGCUUCCUUUUUACCACAAACCCAUCUAAAAUGUAUGUACAAAGAAGAUUAUUCUGGCUUUGAGGGGGGAACACUGUAAAUAUUGGCUUUUGAAAUUUCCUCUCAGUGUAAUGCUGCACCAUGUCAUUUGUAAAAUGUGUAAUGUGUUUUAUUCAUUCAGGACCAUUUUAAUUCCUCCAGCAUUUGCCAUAACUGUAGUCACAGAGGAAGAAGUUGGGGUUCUCAGGGAAGUGUGUUGGAGCGAACACCAGCGCAGCACCACAUGGCUUAGGCAGCCAAUAACAACAAAUAACAGUUUUAAGUAAUCAGUUACUCAUUCAAAACAUCACAAAAUGAGAUGUAUGGGGUCAGCUGAAUGUGGAAUGGCAUCUGAAGUUCUUAUCAGUUUGCGUUAUUUAAAGGUACAUUGUGUAACUUUCUGGUGGAGUGUCUGCCACCUGCUUGUGUACACGGAAAUGUUAUUGCUUUGUCUAGAAUGUUUCACAGUAUAAAUUAAACCUACAAUCCCAAGGGAGACAAACAGGUUACAGCAGGUUACAUUUCAAAUCAGAUCUGUCACCCUUAUUUAGAAAAGGAAUUAUUGUAUUUUCAAGCAGUAGAAACACUUGUAAUGAGUAAAUGCUAGGUGGAAGUGAUUAAUGUCAUACCAUGGAACAUUUUAGGCAAAGCAACAUCUCCACUUGGAAAAUGCUGAGUGGACCCAACACCAGAAAAGUUACACAGUGUGCCUUUAAAAACUAUGAUAAGAAUAAUUUAAUUUAUUUACAGUUGAGUUGAAUUGAAGCGUGUCUAUCACUGUUUACAUCUACAUGCCUAGUUGGACCCACAGUUGAACAUUUGAUCGGGCAUUUCUAUUGGAACCGACCGUCAUCCAAGUUUACAUGCAUGCAUUUUACAAUACGCCAAAAUAUGUGUUUAUAUUUCCACCUCUGCUGACUCUUAUUUAAAAAAUAUGGCUGCCUUUUUUCUUGAAAUAGGUGGUGUUCUGCUUUCUAUUGAUCAUGUUUUGUUUAAGAUGUUUUCAUGAAUGUAUUUUAUAUGUGAACUUUUAAGGUACCACUUGUGAAGUUUGUGCAUGCUCUUUGCUUUGUCAUUGCUAAAGUGAAUUUGUAAAGCACCUGUUCUCCUAUGAACAGGUGAUCUGUAACUCUGUAGACUGGCUUCUGCAGACUAAAUAUUCUAUAAGGUACACUCAAUGCCCAACCCAACCUAUUGCACCAUUUGAUGUAAUUGUUUUGUCCUGACAUUCAGGGUUUUGUUACUUGUUGAAAAUGGUUCAAAUUAAUUUUAUUAUUGGCAUGGCUAGAGAUGGUAAUUUCCUGGACCACUGCUGAGGUUAUCCCUUAAAAUGAAUGCCAAAUGGUACAACUUAUAAUAAUAGAAAAGAAAAGUGUCUUUAAAAACUUAAGUCCUUAGUCUGUUUGCCAAAAGUAGUAAAACAUUUUUUUAAUUAACUUUCAAAGCAAGUCCUGUAAUUAUGUUACUGGUCUAAUUUGUACUUGCCAACUACUGGAGUACUGUGCAACCCCACAAAUCCAAUCAAGCCUCCAUUAUAAUUAUUUAUUCAUUGGUAGCUCAUACACUGGCUUUUGGUUUAUUUCAAAAUGUAUUUACUGACAAAUCUGUUGCUCACUUUCCAAUAGCAGAUUUAGAAUGUGCACCAUUUUAAAUUGAUAAUUUGGUCAUUAGUGCCUACAAAUAUGAAACCAAUUUUUAUGAACUGAUAUUUAACGUUUUCAUACAUUGCGUUGUUUUUCUAAAGAUUGACUGUGCAACUUUCCUGGCAUAGGGUCCACCACCUGCUUCACUCCAUGUUGUUUCUUCUUGGAAUGACUUACAGUCCAACGUUUAAUUUAUCUCCAUGGUGAACAAGCAGGCCACAUCACUAGGCCAAGUUACAGGUCAGAUCUGUGGAGAAAUGGACCCGCUCACAGAAAUAAUGCAUGUUUGGUGGUUUUAAUUUUGAGAAAUAAAAACACCUGUAAUUGAAUAAAUACAAAAUAUGUUUGUUUAAUGUCAUGCUUUGGAACAUCCCAGGCAAAGCUGUAAUAUCACCAUGGAGACAAGCAGAUGGCAGACUCUCCACCAGAAAUGUUACACAGUGCACCUUUAAAAUAUUUUCCAGAUCCUUGAUCACAACAUACUGUUUUUUGUUUGUUUGUUUUUUAAGCCUUACAACCUAUUUUCUGGGAGGGAUGCUGUUUUGAAUUGUUUGCUGUCUUUUCAGAUAUGUUUUUGUUUUCUCACAUAAUGCCUUACUAGAGAACACAGAUUAGGAUGCUACUGUAUGUAAAGUGUAGUUCACAAGGGCACACGCAUGCAUUAACACGCUUACACAGAAGAGGAGGAAGUCGUGGAGGAAACUACUGUCAGGUCACUGCUCUGUGUGUGAGCCAGGCACUGGUCUAAUUUUAGUCAGGUUUUUACACAUGUUAUGUAUAAAGCAUAAAUCUUUGUUCAAAUGUGACCUUUUGACUCCCAUCUGUCUUAAUGUGUACUCUUGUCAAAUGGUUUUCUUCAAAAUGUCGUUUGGCACAGUGCUGGGUCAUGUUGGACUUGGCCAUGUCUGAAGAUAUUCAUGUCUUGCUUGAAAUAAGUCACGAGAAAAAAAACUCAGAGGUACAGUGAGAGCUGUUUUAAGGAACCACUUAUACUGAAAUAAACUUGCUGAAU
Molecule: messenger RNA, 10039 nt
Organism: Boleophthalmus pectinirostris (great blue-spotted mudskipper)
Lineage: Eukaryota; Metazoa; Chordata; Actinopteri; Gobiiformes; Gobiidae
Gene: sorl1
Product: sortilin-related receptor, L(DLR class) A repeats containing
Exons: 48
Coding region: 41-6772 (2243 amino acids)
Biological process (GO): protein targeting to lysosome; protein retention in Golgi apparatus; post-Golgi vesicle-mediated transport
Cellular component (GO): Golgi apparatus; membrane
Molecular function (GO): protein binding
Source: RefSeq, a predicted model, not a curated record